AUGUCAGCAGCUGGAAUUCCUGCUGAGGUUGAUGCCGAUCAAAUUAAAUCAUUUAGAGAUUUUCUUACAUCUUAUAAUAAACUAUCCGAGUUGUGUUUUGUUGAUUGUGUUUGGGACUUUACGACGAGAUCAGUAAAAUCUCAAGAAGAAAGAUGUGCAUUGAAUUGUAUGGAAAAAUAUUUAAAAAUGAACCAAAGAAUAUCUAGAAGAUUUCAAGAAUUUCAAGUGACUGCUAAUGAAAACGCGUUAGCCGAAGCAAAAAAAACAGGAAUUCAACGAUGA
Molecule: messenger RNA, 282 nt
Organism: Pediculus humanus corporis (human body louse)
Lineage: Eukaryota; Metazoa; Arthropoda; Insecta; Psocodea; Pediculidae
Product: mitochondrial import inner membrane translocase subunit Tim9, putative
Exons: 2
Coding region: 1-282 (93 amino acids)
Source: RefSeq, a predicted model, not a curated record